AUGGCCACCAAGCAUGCUUCAGAUGCAGUUGCCGGAGCUAAGCAGCGUGCGGAGGAUCCUCCGGGGCUCUCACAAGCUAAAGCAUUGGUCCCCCGCUAUCCCAUGAACCGCACCACAUCCGCUACUACAUGUGUGCGUCAUGGAUAUCGAUACCCGACUACGUUUCAGGUUCGCAAAACAUCCCACCACACCCAGAACCUGGACGCAUGA
Molecule: messenger RNA, 210 nt
Organism: Parastagonospora nodorum SN15
Lineage: Eukaryota; Fungi; Ascomycota; Dothideomycetes; Pleosporales; Phaeosphaeriaceae
Exons: 2
Coding region: 1-210 (69 amino acids)
Source: RefSeq, a predicted model, not a curated record